AUGGAGCUGUCGGAGAUAGAGGCUCUACCGAAGAAGAUCCUUCGGGAGGAGGCUGGGCGCGCCUUCCGACUCCAGGCCUCGGCAACGAUGGACAUGUGGCUGUGCAUGAAGCGAGCCAUUACUGCCGCCGAGCGCGCCAAGAAGGCCUACGAGGAUGGUCAGGCCAAGGUUGCCGAGGCUGGGAAGGCGCUCCAGGACCACGACCAUCUCCUGCAUGAUAAACAAGCUACCAAACGGCAGGUCAAGGCUUCCGAGGCCAAGCUUGCGGAAAUGCGUGCAGCUCUGGAGUCGGCGGUGACGGCGACGAGGGAUGCCGAGGCAGCUAAGGAGGCGGUCCAGGUGGCUCUUGUGGAGUCAGAGCGAGCUAAGGCAGCAGAGAUCGAGGCUGCCUUUCGGGAGGCGGUACAAAGUUAUCGUUCGUCCUCAGAGUUCUCCAACCUUCUAGACGAGGAGGUGGGCUCUAAGAUGGCGGGUCUGCUCUACCGUUUCAAACGGUACAACCCAGGACAAAAGCUCAACCUCAACUUUAUCUCCGAUCCUCCUCCUCUUCCUGAAAGUAUAACUGAGGAGAUGAUCGAGGACUACGAGGGAGAGGAUGCCCCAGAAGAGGCUCCUGCCGUCGAGGCUGCCACCGAAGAAGCUCCUGCCGAAGCCGCUGCUGACAAGGAAGGCGUUGCUUAG
Molecule: messenger RNA, 681 nt
Organism: Prunus armeniaca (apricot)
Lineage: Eukaryota; Viridiplantae; Streptophyta; Magnoliopsida; Rosales; Rosaceae
Source: the annotation of a GenBank genome assembly